Messenger RNA from Portunus trituberculatus (swimming crab), 1861 nucleotides. RefSeq names its product serine/threonine-protein phosphatase 2A regulatory subunit B'' subunit gamma-like. Gene Ontology annotation, biological process: cortical cytoskeleton organization; microtubule cytoskeleton organization; B cell homeostasis. The coding region runs from base 175 to 1545 and encodes 456 amino acids. The transcript has 2 exons. Gene Ontology annotation, cellular component: centrosome; spindle. Lineage: Eukaryota; Metazoa; Arthropoda; Malacostraca; Decapoda; Portunidae. The record is from RefSeq and is a predicted model, not a curated record.
GUGUGUGUGUGUGUGUGUGUGUAUAUUGACAGGUGAAAGAGGGAGGACUUUUGUGUUGCUUGGAAGGCAGUCUCGGAACACAACCCAGUACUCGUCCCUUGUCUCGUUUGCAACAUUUGUGGCAAUAUUAUUCAAGCGGACUUUUUACAACUCUAUUCAUAGACUAUCCUGGAGAUGGAUUUGAAGUCAUUGCUUCAAAGCCAUCUAAGAAAAAAGGAGGAACUGAAAAAGAGUGAAAAUUCUACAGAGGAAUCAGAAAAUGAUGAUCAAGACAAGAUGUUUGAAAAAUAUUACUGUGAAUGGAAGGCUGCCAGUAAGAGCUCAGCAAGCGGUAAUGGUAAAACCUUCUCUGUCAUUCCCAAGUUUUACCACAAACUCCCUCCUGAGGACCACCAGCUGCUGCAGAAGUUACGUGAAGAGUCCCGUGCAGUGUUCCUUCAGAGACGAAGCAGAGAACUCUUAGAUAAUGAUGAACUGAAGAACCUUUGGAUGUUAUUAGAUAAACAUCAGUCAGUGACAGAAGUGGGUGGGGAGGAACAGUUGAUUAAUUAUGAGGAUUUCUUAAAGGUAGCAGAGCAAGCAGGGCCUAAGUGUAAGCAGUACUUUCAACCUUCAACAUUUUGUAAGUUGCUCCAGAAUGAUUCAUACGGACGCAUAUCUAUCAUGAAUUUCUUCAACUAUGUCAUGAGGAAGGUGUGGCUUCACCAGACCAGGAUUGGACUGUCCCUUUAUGAUGUGACUGGUCAGGGUUACCUCAGAGAAUCAGACCUGGAAAACUAUAUCUUAGAACUAAUCCCAACAUUGCCUCAGUUGGAUGGAUUAGAAAAAUCCUUUCAUUCUUUCUAUGUUUGCACUGCUGUUAGGAAAUUUUUCUUCUUCUUAGAUCCUUUACAUACUGGACAAAUAAAGAUUCAGGAUAUAUUAGCAUGCAGCUUCCUGGAUGACCUGUUAGAACUGCGUGAUGAAGAAUUGCCCAAAGACCAACAGCAGAAUAACUGGUUCUCAGCACCCUCGGCCCUUCGAGUCUAUGGUGUUUACUUGAACUUAGACAAAGAUCACAAUGGUAUGCUUUCUAAACAGGAACUUUCCCGUUAUGGUAUGGGAACCCUGACUCCAGUGUUCAUUGACCGGGUGUUCCAGGAAUGUAUGACGUAUGACGGGGAGAUGGACUACAAGACCUAUCUUGACUUUGUUUUGGCACUGGAGAACCAAAAGGAUCCCCAGUCACUGCAUUACUUAUUCAAAAUUCUUGACAUUGAUGGUCAGGGUUACUUAAACGUCUUCACCCUGAACUACUUCUUCCGCUCGAUUCAGGACCAGAUGCGUCAACACAACCAGGAGCCUGUUAAUUUUGAGGAUGUUAAAGAUGAAAUAUUUGACAUGGUGAAACCAGGAGAUCCAUUUAAAAUUACACUGCAGGACCUUAUUAACUGUGGCCAGGGUGAUGUUGUCAUCAGUAUCCUCAUUGACUUGAAUGGCUUCUGGACAUACGAGAACAGGGAGGUUCUUGUGGCAGAUAGUAGUGAAGAUCCAGCACAGGUCUGAGUCAUAUUUUUUUCAUAUAUAGUAUGGAUUAGAUACAUAUCAUAAAUCUUGUAGCAGUGCCUCUACUUAUACAGAAAUAACUAGCAGCUAAUUGUUUUGUUUGAACUUUUGCCAUCCACGCAUUACUUCCUUGAUAUUUUUACAGUACAAAUGUAACAAUAUUGACAAGAAAAUGAAAAAUAUGUAUGAGCUAUGUGUAGAAAUAAAUAAUGUAUAUAUAUAUAUAUGGUCAUAUUUUCUUAAAUGAAUAUGUUUUAGAAUUUAUUUAACAUACGUAUUUAAAAAAUAAAACAGAAGAAAAAAAACCUUUUUAUAU